GAAACACACGGAAGACCGACAGGCAACUCCUCGGUGAAGCUCCUUCAGUCGCCGACGAAACCAUUCAGACCGGCGACCAACAGCUGCAUCAGUAGACCGGUUUAGCCAACGGGAAUACCGUACAGAAUGUCCGUCGCAGCAACCUGGAGCAAUUUUGACAUGACCCAUACGAAUCUCCCCACCUUCGACGACGCCCAGCGGUGACCCGGCGGCUUCGGCUACUCUAGAAUUUAGCGUCAGCCGACGACGAUCUUGGAUUCACCACCCAUCUCCGACUAGAUCUGCCAUUGGCACACGGAAGACCACCUUCGACUUCAAAGCACGACGGGAGAGCCUUGCCGUAGAUCUGCUGCAGAUUCGUCGUCCCAAGAGCCAAUUGACGACCCCCAACAGGCGUCCACCUCGUGCUUUAGCCGGCAACGAUCCACCGGCGACGACCGUACGGACGAGACGACCAAAAGCUGCGUGCCAUCCUGCCUCUGCGCAGCCAGCAACGAAGGCUCUAGAGCAGCGACAAACUCCAGUCAAUGGGUGAUAGCUCCAGAUCUGUCGCUGCUCCGUUCACUUCUUUGUUCCGGCGAGCCGUCCCCUAUCAUGGCGACCAACACCGGUAAAACCCAGCGGCCACCUCGCUGCUCCGUUCACUCCUUUGUUCCGGCGAGCCGUCUCGUGUCAUGGCGACCAACACCAGUAAAACCCAGCGGCCACAUCGCUGCUCCAUUCCCUCCUUUGUUCUGGCGAGCCGUCCUUUGUCGUGGCGACCCACUCCCGCACGAAGCCGCUGACAAAGAUGGUCAGGGAUGGAUGUUUCUUCUUUCCAGCCUGUAAAGGAGGAAAAGCUAGGUUUUGAUAAUGCCAAACCGCCAUGACACCAAGAAGAUAUUGAACAAACUAAAGGCGAAGAAACAAGGUAGAUUGAU
Molecule: messenger RNA, 920 nt
Organism: Cuscuta campestris
Lineage: Eukaryota; Viridiplantae; Streptophyta; Magnoliopsida; Solanales; Convolvulaceae
Source: the annotation of a GenBank genome assembly